ACUCCUCUCAAAUGGAUCCACCGGCAAGAGCUAUCAUCAAUUUGAGGCAUGUGAAGUACUUUUGUUGAGGCAAUACAGGAAUUUUGAUCUCGGAUGAAUGGACACAUUUGCAAAAUGAUCAAACAAACCAAAGAACCUUAUAUGAAUCUCAGGCAGUGAGAUAUUUAGGAAAAGUAUACAGGUUAACAACAGCAGGUGAAGGUAGACACCACCAUCUCAAGAUCGUUAUCAGGAACAAAGUGAGUUGGAUUGCAACACAAUUUACAAAGAUAACAACAGUGUCAGGUAAGACUAAUCAAGGUUUGAAAGGUGUGUUCAUCUUAUCUAUGAGACGGAAGUGUCCCUGGUGAUGUGAAAGCUGCACAUCACACUCCCCUCUGCCCUCCACGGACCCCCCCGCCCCCACCUCCCCCAACCUUUCACUCCACCUGCGUGGAUGAAGCACUUCUAAACCUGAAGCCCAGGUGAGCUCAGCGCAGACACAAGAAACAUGGACACACUACACCUGCCACAGCCAAUGGCUGCUCAAAAAAAUGGCAUGGAAGACCACAAUGAUAGUCAUGAAAAAAAAAGCAAAGAGGGAAAAGCGAGCCCUGCACACUCAACUGUGACUCUGAUUGAGGAGGCGCAGGAGGAUGCAGACCCAUGGGACAUGCCAGAGCUGAAGGACACAGGGGUCCCAUGGUCAGCUCUGGAUACCAAAGGGAAAGUGUUGAGAGUGUUGGUGUCGGUGGGGAAGUUCAUCCUUCUGCUGGGUUUUCUCUACAUGUUCAUCUGUUCUCUCGACAUCCUCAGCUCCGCUUUCCAGCUUGUUGGAGGUAAAGCAGCAGGUGACAUCUUACAGGACAACACAGUUCUGUCCAACCCUCUGGCUGGUCUGGUCAUUGGUGUUCUUGUCACUCUGCUGGUCCAGAGCUCAUCCACCUCCUCCUCCAUAGUUGUCAGCAUGGUAUCCUCUGGAUUGCUGACGGUCCAGUUGGCUGUUCCUAUUAUCAUGGGCACCAACAUCGGCACCUCUGUCACCAACACACUAGUUGCCAUGACGCAGGCUGGUGACCGCAACACCUUUCGCAGGGCUUUUGCAGGGGCCACUGUGCACGACUUCUUCAACUGGCUCUCUGUGCUGGUGCUGCUGCCUCUGGAGGUCGCCACUGGUUAUUUGUUCAAGGUCACCAAGCUCAUCAUUGAUUCUUUCCAAAUUGAGAGUGGAGAGGCCCCGGACUUGCUAAAUGUGAUCACUGAUGUUCUUACUGAGUCAAUCAUACAGUUGGAUAAGUCUGUCAUAAAUGGGAUUGCCACAGGAGAUCCAGAAGCCAGGAAUAAGAGUCUCAUCAAGACAUGGUGCAAAACCUUUACCAACACAACCUUAAUGAACGUCACAGUUCCUGGUCCAGAGAACUGCACGUCUCCAUCACUCUGCUGGGUCGAUGGCAACUACACCUUCACACUGAAGAACAUUUCUGAAACGUACAAUGUCCAGAAAUGUAAGCAUCUCUUUGUUAGUGUGAAUCUGCCUGACCUUGCAGUGGGUCUGAUCCUGCUGGCUCUUUCUCUGCUGGUGCUCUGCUCCUGCCUGAUCCUGAUUGUCAAGCUGCUCAACUCCAUGCUGAAGGGACAAGUGGCUGCAGUCAUCAAGAAGAUCCUUAACACCGAUUUCCCUUUUCCAUUUUGCUGGGUCACCGGUUACAUUGCCAUUUUAGUGGGAGCUGGAAUGACUUUCAUUGUGCAGAGCAGUUCGGUUUUCACUUCUGCUAUUACUCCACUUGUUGGUAUUGGUGUCAUCAGCAUAGAAAGAGCAUACCCAUUGUCUCUGGGUUCAAAUAUUGGCACAACCACCACAGCUAUCCUGGCGGCUAUGGCAAGUCCUGGAGAUACACUUGCGAAUGCUCUACAGAUUGCCCUUGUGCACUUCCUGUUCAACAUUUCUGGCAUUAUUCUGUGGUAUCCAAUCCCCUUCACCCGCAUCCCUAUACGGCUGGCAAAAAGCCUGGGGAACAUCACCGCCUCCUACCGCUGGUUUGCUGCCAUCUACAUCAUCUUUUUCUUUUUCAUUCUACCGCUCGCCAUCUUCAGCUUGUCAUUGGCUGGCUGGCAGGUACUGGUCGGCGUGGGUGCACCUCUCAUUGUCAUAUUGAUCAUCAUCAUAGUGAUCAACAUACUGCAGAAACGAAAACCCGGGUGUCUGCCUGCAGUACUGCGAUCCUGGGACUUCCUCCCUCUGUGGGCCCACUCCAUGGCUCCAUGGGACAAAGUGGUUGGUGUGAUCACUGCCAAAUGCUGUUGCUGCUGCAAAUGCUGCCAAAUUUCUGCCGAUGAUGAAGAACCCGGAGAUAAAGAAUCAGUGGGAAAUACCAACAAAGAGGUGUAUGAUAACCCUGCAAUGAGUGCAGAGAAGGAGGUGAAAAAUGAGAUGAAUUUAGAGCUAAAGAUUCUGAAGAUGACCCGGCUUUGAGAAUUUGUAUACAUAUAUGUAUGUGUGUGACUUAUUGGGUAUGAUGCAAAGACAUGCAUUGGUCAUGCACAAGGACAAAACACAUUUAGACAAAACUCUUAAAUAUUCGUAAUAUUUAUGCUAUCACUUUAGUGUAAGAUGGGAAAUGGUCAUAUAGAGAGUUAAAACUCUGCGUAUCAACAAAAUGCCACUUGCAGGAAAGGGAUGGUCUUUCAUCUCCAUGGUGUUAACUGAGGUGGCCUUUAAAGGAUAAGGCUUGCAAUAUUCUUUUUUGUUUUGUUUGUUAUAUUUAACAAAUCCCACAAUUCAGUAGUUCAUCAUCUCUCAGUACUUUACGACUUGCCUCAAUACUUUAUAACUUUCCAUACCCUGUCUGUAGCAUUCAGCUUCAAGUUAUGUUAAAAAUAAAAAUCUAGUUUAAUUUUUAAAAGGCAAAAAAUCAUUACUCGAACAAUUCUAGUGAUUAUUUCCGGAGCAGGAGGGUGUUAUGUAAUACAUAAUAAGGGAAUUUGUGGACAAAAUUUAAAUAUAGACUAUCACCAAACUAAUAUAGUAUUUGAGUUUCCAACUUUAGCUCUUCAGAAUUAAUCAAAAUUUAACAAUUUUCAAAUAUAGUUAUUGGGUUUUUAUCUAGUAAUGAGAUUACCAAAGUAAUGAAUGCAAAUAAGGUGAAUGUUGUUGACCAAA
Molecule: messenger RNA, 3139 nt
Organism: Etheostoma cragini (Arkansas darter)
Lineage: Eukaryota; Metazoa; Chordata; Actinopteri; Perciformes; Percidae
Gene: slc34a2a
Product: solute carrier family 34 member 2a
Exons: 13
Coding region: 491-2452 (653 amino acids)
Biological process (GO): intracellular phosphate ion homeostasis; sodium-dependent phosphate transport
Cellular component (GO): apical plasma membrane; brush border; vesicle
Molecular function (GO): sodium:phosphate symporter activity
Source: RefSeq, a predicted model, not a curated record